GGAAGACCGAGGAGACAGUAGGGCUGCCCCAGCUCGCGAGGCUCCAACAGCGCUCCUCGCCGCCCCCGGCCCCCACACCUUAUUUCAGCAUGGUACAGCCCUUUUCUCUUAUCGCGAGACUGGAGGCGUAGUGCUUCUGGUUGCCGAGGGAACAGCGUUCCUGGAGGCAGGAGGGCUUUGGACGCGCAGCUUGGUCCCCCUCCAGAGAAGUUGUGGUGGCGGGAAAGACCCCAACCCUUUGGGGGACAGGGGGUGACGCUGAGUAUCAGCGGUGCGCUUCUGCGCCCGUCAAUGAUCUGCCGACUGGCGACUGCCUCCCGGAGUUUCCGCCGGGAAGGAUAUCAAUGGAUAUUAUAAAGGGGAACUUAGAUGGAAUUUCAAAACCAGCCUCAAAUUCAAGAACACGUCCUGGGAGCAGAGGUUCAAAUACUUCUUUGGAGGUGCUCUCACCGGAACCAGCAUCCUUCAAGGUUGAUGCUGCAAUCAAAUUGAACUCUGGUAAAGAGAACUACUCAGACAGCAGUAAUGCAGAGGAAAGUAGAAACGAUGAUGAUAAAGGGGAAAAGGAUUCUGAGAAACCAAAAUUGGCGGAGGAUGGAUCAGAUGAAGAUCUGAACUUCAUUCACCAUCAGACAAUCCCUGAAUGUUCAGAUGAACCCGAAUUAAAAGAAUUAGAUUCUCAACUUCAAGAUGCCAUUCAGAAGAUGAAGAGGCUUGAUAAGAUAUUGGUGAAGAGACAAUAUAGAGAAAAAGAAAUUAAGAAGCAAGGUCUAGACAUGAGAAUAAAGCUGUGGGAAGAACUUAAGUAUUGA
Molecule: messenger RNA, 812 nt
Organism: Mirounga angustirostris (Northern elephant seal)
Lineage: Eukaryota; Metazoa; Chordata; Mammalia; Carnivora; Phocidae
Product: fibrous sheath-interacting protein 1-like
Exons: 5
Coding region: 345-812 (155 amino acids)
Source: RefSeq, a predicted model, not a curated record